UUUAUUGAGCUGUCAUUUCUCAAACGACACGCAACGAGUUCGCUUGCUAUUUGUUUCUUAUUUAUUAUUGUUUUUAAUUUUUUGCAUGCAUGAGAGUUAUUUAUAACAGCAACAAAAAAAAAACUAAACAUUAAAUGUAAUCAAUUUGUUUUCAAGUGAAAAUAUUACCGAAUAGUGCCUUAAAAAGCCUCUGCACAGUGCAAUAAAAACGCCAUCGCAGCGAAAUUGUGUAAUUUGUAUGCAAAUGGGAAAUUGAGCUCUUGUCAAAUUGGAGCGGAGCCAUUAAUAAUUUAAGUUGGAAAUGCCACUAAAAUUUCUGAAGAAAUGUCGGCAAUACAACGUAACGUCGAAAAAUUUAUUUGUGAUAUCCGUGCAUCAUUUACUCGAUACAUCGACUACAGUUGAUUGCACCAUUAGUUCGGAGAGCAAGGGUCAAGAAUGUCUGGACAAUGUAUGUCAGCGUUUGUCAAUACAACAGCCUGAGUUUUUUGGUUUACGCUAUAUUGUGAAGGGCAAGGAGAAUGAGUUGAAAUGGAUCGACUUGGAUCGUUCAUUAAGUCGUCAGCUUGAAAAAUAUGCUGCGGGAACAAAAAUAUUUUUGCGCGUACGGCAUUAUGUAACCACAGGCGUACGUCAUUUGAGUGACGAGGUGCGUUAUUAUUAUUUUCUGCAGCUAAAAAGUGAUAUAUACGAAGGAAAAAUUGCCUGCGACAUACGUACAGCUAUUCUCUUAGCGCUUUAUUGUCGACAAGCAGAAUAUGAUAGUUAUCAAAAUGAUAAACAAACUAAGGACUAUUUAAAAAAAUCAAUUGCUUUGCCCAAAAAUCUGCAAGGACUCGCUAACGAUGAAAGUCUCUUAGAUAGCCUUAUUAUUGAAGUGUUGCAGCAAAAUGCUGGCAUACAGCACUUGACUCAAACCCAAGCCGAAGAAAUGUAUAUACAGUGUUGUCAGCAGCUGGAAGGUUAUGGUCAGGAACGUUUCCAAGCCAAAGACACACUAGGUAAUGACUUGGUACUUGGUUUAGCUAUAAAUGGCAUGGUAGUCAAUGCAGAAAAUGGCCGGCAGUAUUUUCCGUGGAAAGACUUUCAUACAGCAACUAUCGAUAAACGCACUAUUAAAAUAGAGCAGAACAAGGCCGAUGGUUCUAUUGUUGGUUCAUUUAUAUUUUCAGAAGCUGAGACGGCUCGUUAUUUCUGGAAGCUAUGCAUAACUCAACAUAAAUUUUUUAAACGAUAUAUUGAUGAUGAUACAUCAAGCACCGGCGAUGUUGAAAGUUCAAAUGGUGUUUCCAUAGGUCCAGAUGCCAUUAACAAUACUGCGUUUACAUAUGAUUUUAGUGAUUCACGAGAAGAUUUAUUAUUAGAACAGCAGCAACGUGCCAUCUAUACUUCAGGUGCAUCCACAAAUGCUUUGACUGGCAAUCAGGAAUAUAUCUCAGCUCAGUCACUGCAACAGCAACAUCAGCAAAUGCCACACGGAUUGAUGGCUUCAACGAAUUCGUCUGCACUUAUGUCAUCGAAUAUUUCUUUGGCAGCAAGUCAUCAGUCAGGUGGUGGCGGUGGUGUCCUUCCUCCACAUGGAGGUACCAAUUUACAUGGUCAGAGUUGGAUAACUAAGGAAUACUCACACGAUUACGCAUCUUCACAGCAUUUGUCGAACAGCAUUUUGGACACACGCCUACAGAGCAGCUCAUGUUUAGAUUUAAGUAACAAUAAUUUACAUAGUAGUAGUAGCAUUAUUAGUCAUAAUAAUAAUCACUUACUUACGGCUGAUGCCCAUGAGCGCGAACGUCUCAAAGCUAUGUUACCUACAUAUCGUCCAGCGCCCGACUAUGAAACUGCAGUGCAAUUAAAAUAUCGUACACCAUCUAACGAACCACAUAAUUUACCCUAUCAGGCAACAGCCCUGGCAAUGACGGCGCCACCAGCAAUGCCAGCAUAUUAUGCUGGUUCUCAGCCAGAUGUGCACAAUACUGGUGCUUACACAGAUGGAAUGUUACUGACACAUUUAACACCACAUCGUUAUCCAGAUGUAACUCAGCCAGCAGCGACUAUACAUGCGCACCAUCAUGUAAAUCUAACAACAACAGCACCUGCAAUUUCACCUAACAUGACUGCAAAUACUGGCAACGUUUAUGUAGAUUUACCACAACGAUUGCAAAUAAUUCGUUCUAAACCACCUCCACCAUAUCCAGUAAAUCGUUUGAGCUCUUCAUCUACGCCUGAUUUAGCUGUAGCUUCGCAUAGACCGUUGUUGGGUUAUCGUGCUUAUGUGUCGGGGUCUUCCCCGGAUCUAGUAUCAAAUCGUAAUUUUUUGAACUCGCAAUAUCAAUACGUAGGUGUCACCAGUGGAAGUAGUGCCAUAUCUAAUUCAUCAACAACAGCAAUGAUACAUCAAUACCCGUACAUGGGCCAUAUAGGUCAUUCGCAACCAUAUCUACCACACGGAACAUUCGAAAAUUUAAACAUGAUUGAAGAGCAACCAUCUAUUAUGUCACAACUGCAUCAAUCAGCGCUUAGUCAAGCAGCUGCACAAGUAGCCAGUCAAAACUAUGAACAAAAAUCACCAACAUUACCCACAAAUGUUUAUCGGCCAUCAUCAGCAUCUCAAAAUCAGUCACCUUUGCACACUCAACCACCCACCACUGCCUCUCCACCGCCAACUACCUUACAACGUAAUGCCAUAAGCGGUUCAAUAGAACCAAUUUACGAAAAUGUGCCACUACCACAGUACACAACAACAAAUAAUUCGACCACACCGUUAGCACAAAGAAACACAGAACAACGUGCAUCUGGUUCCUCAUCACGUACCAAUAGCGAUGCUAUGCGUAAUCGCACUUCUUCCAUACAAUCAGCGCCAGGGGGUAUGCACGCACAACCACCAGUACCAGUGCCGGUAACAGUAUCGGUGUCGGUGCCAGUACCUGCUGCAAGGCAUCAACAUCAUAUACAACAACACCAGCAUCACCAUGCCGCAACAGAACUGGAUGAAAUUUCUAUGAAUAUUAAAAAAUUUGGAUCACAAGCACAUCAUAUGGAUCGUGCUGCCAGUACGGAAAUGCAAUUCUUAGAUCCAACACCACCACAACGUGCUCUGCGUGCUGCAUCUGCUGCUCCUGCCAUCAACAUUAAUCAUGGUAGUCAACAAACUACCGUUGUAACUCAAACACCACCACCACGACAACAUAAAACAAACCUUUUGAAAACCACUUCAAAUAUAUCGACUGUUGACGUUGUCUCACCUGCAUCCUCAACAUCUAUUUCCCAACAUACAUCAUCUGCUCAUGAUGACUCGUUAUUACAGCAAUUCGGUGCCAUGAAUUUGUCUUCUAAUUCUUCCUCAAUGUUUAAUUCCACUUUAAAUAGUACUGGAACGACAUUGCAUAACUCGACCUCUUUGUCAAAAGACGGCAAACGCAAAAAACGCUGGAACAUACUAAGACGUAGUAAAACUCCAGAUAAACAAAAAGCAGCAACUUUGGGGCGUGAAAAGGUGUCUACUUCAAAAUUAGCCACUAAAGUAAAACUGGUUCAAGACGAUUUCCAUUUGCCGCAACGUUGGUCAACUGGCGCCUCUAAAUUACAACCUAUUUCGGGACAAUAUUCGAAAGAUAAAUUGUGUCAAAUUUUAAAUGAUAAGUUAAACGACUCGCAGCUUUUUAUGGAAUUCGAGAGCAUACCUAAACGAAGGGAACACGCAGAAUAUAAGUGCGCUUUACUAGAGGAAAAUGCUACCAAAAACUCAGAUCCUACUUUCAUACCUUACGACGAUAAUCGAGUACGGUUAACUCCAACAAGAGAAAAUCGACAUGGCUAUGUAAAUGCAUCCUAUGUUUCCGCCACUGUUGGCACAAAGCAGCGCUUCUAUAUUGUCGCGCAGUCUCCCCACGAUGAACUGACGACACGCAUUUUUUGGCAAUGCGUCUGGGAAGCGGAUGUUUACUUAAUUGUACAACUAUCAGAAGAACUAAGUUAUAUCCCACCGAACACAAAUCAAAGCGUUGAGUUUGGUCAAUUUCAAGUUUAUCAGGAAUUUUCUCAAACCACUGACCGUUGUAUUACGAGCAAGUUACGUCUCUAUCACGUACAAUCCAGGCGUUAUCGCUCUGUUUGGCAUUUAAACUAUACCGAUUGGGCUGAACAAAAUUGCCCACGCGAAGUUAAUCAUUUUUUGGAUUUUCUGGAAGAACUGAAUUCAGUGCGCAUGGCUUCGACACAUGAAGUACCUCGUGGACACAAUACAAAUCCACCAGUGCUUAUACAUUGCAUAGAAGGCGGAGGCCGUUCUGGUGUUACGUUGACAGCAGAUUUACUUUUGUAUACUUUGGACCAUAAUGAGGAUUUGGAUAUACCACGUGUGAUAAAUCAGCUGCGGCAUCAGCGUGAUAGUAUUAUACCAUCAUUGGCGCAGUAUAAAUUUAUAUAUAGUUUACUUAUAACCUAUUUGAAACGAACUAGAUUAAUUUGAUACAAUACUGGAGUUAAAGGUAACCACAUUUUGAAUAUGUAUAUUAGUGUUGGAAUAAAUGCUAUACAUUCAAUAUACAUAUAUUCAACAAAGUGCAACUUAAACUAUGUUUAGUAUCUUAAGAAUAAGGAGUAAGCAGAAGUGACUUCUUAGCUAUAAAUAUAUAUACCUACACUGCAGUAAUAAAUGUGCCGCCCAAAUUAGUGCAUUUGUUGCUUAACGGAUUAGAUAUCAACUAAGUUGAAUUAGAAUAAGCAGAUAUUAUCUUUAACUCCACAGACUGCACAACAGGAGUGAGAAUAUAAAAUUAUAUAUAUGAAAAUAAAUACGUAUUUUAGUCGGUAAUAUAAAGUUUUAUAACAUAACGUUAGCAUAUAUGUUUCGAGCAAAUUACUAUCUAAAGCGUAUUUACAGGGUGCUUCCAAUUGUUGACUGUUGUUGUUAUUAAAUACUUAUUAAAUAAAGUUAAAUUUAUAAAAAAAAUAUGAGCAAAUAUAUAUAAUAUAGUAUAAAAAGUCUGUGUAGUAAUAUUAGUAAACGCUGCAAGCAGUGCAGUUUAAAUAUGUCAAACAUUUCUUCUUCAAAAGCGUUUAUGUCUUAAGAAUAAAUAAUUUGUUGUCAGUCUCAAACCGUAUAUUUUUUUAUUCAGUGCAAAUUCAGCAAUGAUUGCUUUAAUAUUUUUACUAUAUAUAAAUGAAUUAAACAAUAUCUGACAAAAUUCUAGCGCAUAACAACAGUCGCACCCUUAGUCAGUAUAAUUAUUAGACAAAAAUUAAAAAAGAUUACUUUUUGAUAAAUGUCUCUGUACUUUUUAUUUUAUGUCCUCUUAAUUUUUUUAGGAUGUGUUUGUUGAAUUUGUUAUUUAAGUUAUAUAUAUUGUAGCUGUAACUUGUAUUGUAACUUGUAGAAUAUUCAUAAAUGCUCAAUAGAAACAAGCUACACUACUUCCUCUUCUACAGUACUAUGCCUUAAACAUGUAAUAUUUAUAUGCAAAGUAGUGAAUGUAAAUUAAUAUUUUUGCUACUUAGAUAUAGUCAGCUUAAAGCGUGACCGAAUUCAUAUUUAGAGCGAGAUAUUAAAAAUUUUAAAAAAUCAAUAAAUUAUAUAU
Molecule: messenger RNA, 5576 nt
Organism: Teleopsis dalmanni
Lineage: Eukaryota; Metazoa; Arthropoda; Insecta; Diptera; Diopsidae
Gene: Pez
Product: tyrosine-protein phosphatase non-receptor type 21
Exons: 8
Coding region: 302-4468 (1388 amino acids)
Biological process (GO): protein dephosphorylation
Cellular component (GO): cytoskeleton
Molecular function (GO): protein tyrosine phosphatase activity
Source: RefSeq, a predicted model, not a curated record